Molecule: messenger RNA, 2326 nt
Organism: Spea bombifrons (plains spadefoot toad)
Lineage: Eukaryota; Metazoa; Chordata; Amphibia; Anura; Pelobatidae
Gene: FST
Product: follistatin
Exons: 6
Coding region: 133-1086 (317 amino acids)
Biological process (GO): negative regulation of activin receptor signaling pathway; multicellular organism development; regulation of BMP signaling pathway
Molecular function (GO): activin binding; protein binding
Source: RefSeq, a predicted model, not a curated record
AAAGAGAGACUGCAUUGGGAUGCUGACGUUCAUUCAAUAGAGCGAUCAUAAUCAGAGCCCAUAGUCCCGUCUACUUACUACACUAUCACAUAUCUGCACUUGAGACAGCUUUUCUUAUUCUCUGGACUGAGGAUGUUAAAUCAAAGAAUCCACUCGGGCGUUAUUAUUCUUCUCACUAUCUGUCUGUGCCACUUUAUGGAAGAUCACGCAGCCCACGCUGGGAAUUGUUGGCUUCAGCAGUCGAAGAACGGCCGCUGCCAGGUCCUGUACAGGACCGAUCUGAGCAAAGAGGAAUGCUGCAAGACCGGCAGACUGGGCACCUCGUGGACAGAGGAAGACGUCCCCAACAGCACCCUCUUCAAGUGGAUGAUAUUUAACGGAGGGGCCCCGCACUGCAUACCCUGCAAAGAAACCUGCGAGAACGUGGACUGUGGGGUUGGGAAAAAAUGUAAAAUGAACAAAAAGAAUAAGCCGCGGUGCGUGUGCGCCCCGGACUGCUCCAACAUCACGUGGAAGGGCCCGGUGUGCGGGACCGACGGGAAGACCUACAAGGACGAGUGCGCCCUGCUCAAAGCCAAAUGCAAGGGGGUCCCCGAGCUGGACGUGCAGUACCAGGGCAAAUGCAAGAAGACCUGCAGGGAUGUGCUGUGUCCUGGCAGCUCCACGUGUGUGGUGGAUCAGACCAAUAAUGCCUACUGUGUAACAUGUAAUCGGAUUUGCCCGGAGCCUGUCUCCUCCGAGCAGUAUCUGUGUGGGAAUGAUGGAAUCACAUACGCCAGCGCCUGUCACCUGCGCAAAGCUACCUGCCUGCUGGGGAGAUCCAUUGGAUUAGCCUACGAGGGCAAAUGCAUAAAGGCAAAAUCCUGCGAGGACAUCCAGUGCAGCCCCGGGAAAAAGUGUUUAUGGGACAACAGAGUGGGAAGAGGCCGGUGCGCGAUUUGCGAUGAACUGUGCGCAGAUAGUAAAUCUGACGAGUCAGUGUGCGCCAGCGAUAACACCACCUACCCAAGCGAGUGUGCCAUGAAGCAGGCAGCCUGCUCCUUGGGGGUGCUUUUGGAGGUGAAACACAGCGGAUCUUGCAACUGAAUCUGCAAUAAAAGCCCCGAUCCAUUGAUUCUUCAGAACUUUCUGCAGAUAAGACUUCAUAGAUUAUGUUUAAAAAGUAUUACUUAAAAGAGGGUGCCAAAGAGCAUCGCUGCAAGUCACAUACAAUGCAACGCUGUAUUAUGGCUGUUCAGAGGGCUUUGAAAAAAAAACACACAAAAACAUGCUUCUGCGCUGUUGUUUUCCAUAUUUAAACAACAGCUCCCCUAUAUUCCCCCAUAUAGCCAUUAAUGAAGAUACAGAGGAGGAAGAUGAAGAGGAGGACCCGGACUACAGCUUCCCUUUAUCUCCUGUCCACUGGUAAAACCUCCAAAACUGUUGGAACAGCCCUUGGGCAACGAAAUUCUGUCCAUACUGUACAUAGGUGUAUGCUUAUUUAUUUUUGGGGAAGAAAAACAAAAAAAGUAUACUUAUAGUUGAGUCUUGCUAGACAUUUAUUUAUACUGUGUCAUGUUUUAUAAUUUAUACAUUAAAAUGUCUGUUUUGACUGUACACCUUGUUUUGAAGAAAAUAUAUUCGUCAAAAGGAAGAGCAGUGUUAUUUAUUGUGAGAUAAAGUUCAUUGUACAGUAAAACUUUCCUUGUGAUGUCCAUUCCUAUAGCUGGGCCUUUACUGUCCAUCCUAAGUCACUGAAGUUAUAUUGUUUCUCUGCACCACACUUGCAUGUCAGGAUCUGUGUUUUUUUAUUUAUUGGGUCUUUUUCCCUCUAGUUCUGUACAUAUAUCAUUUGGGUUUUGUUUACAAGGAAUCUAGACUGACCAAAAACAGGCUGAAUCAUAGCUAAUAGUAAAGGAUGAGAGGGGUUAAGAGAAUAUCGUUCCCAUUACCCUCUCCACUCUAGAUCAUAGAUCUACCUGGAUUAAGAGAGGACUCAUGGAUCCUCAUUAAACUCUCCUGGUUGCAAACGCACCAUCCUUGAGUCUAUGUCACAGAGGCAUUGUGGUUAAACCCAGCCAAUGUCAAUUCUGCUAUCUAACCUCAGUCCAAGUUGCUUGCUUUUCAUACUACACACACUUAUUUGUUUCUUUUUUUCUCUCUCUCUCUCUCUCUGUUUCGAUUUUAUAUUUCCAAACAUGGCAAGUUAAAUAUAAAUCCAUUUAAAUAUAUAGUUUUGUACUUUUUUACCAUGUAAAUGUGCAAUGUAUAUAAAAGUUAUAAUGUGUAUUUGUAAAUAAAUUAUAGGUGAACAAUAAAAAUGGAAUUUUCCUAUGCACUGCUCUAA